Messenger RNA from Sphenostylis stenocarpa, 2238 nucleotides. Lineage: Eukaryota; Viridiplantae; Streptophyta; Magnoliopsida; Fabales; Fabaceae. The record is from the annotation of a GenBank genome assembly.
AUGGUGGACCCCUAUUUUGAGCUUCCCCAACUUCAGUAUAUAGCUUUUGUGCCUUCAAUCUUGGAAGUUAACUCCAUUGUGAAAAUGGGCAGCAUGAAAUUGGAGUUGCAUGUUGGGCUUUUUGUCACCUGCAUGGUGAUUCUCGCAGGGGCUUUCUGUGUUGGAGAUACUGACAUGGUUGAUGUUGCUGCAAUGAAUAGUCUAUAUGUUUCUCUGGGGUCACCACCACUUCAAGGGUGGAAAUCCAUGGGAGGAGAUCCAUGUUUAGAACUGUGGCAAGGAGUCGCUUGUGUCUUCUCCAACAUAACUGCAAUACACCUCGGAGGCAUGAAUUUGGGUGGACAGCUGGGCAGCAAUUUGAAUUUCCCAUCCAUUUUAGAAUUGGAUCUUAGCAACAACCACAUUGAAGGGCCUAUUCCAUUUACUUUGCCCCCUACUCUGAGGAGCUUGUCUCUAUCAGGAAAUCGGUUAAAUGGAAGCAUUCCAGAUGCCUUGUCCUUAUUAACUCAGUUGUCAAACUUGGACUUGUCAAAUAACAACUUGAGUGGUCAGUUGCCUUCCUCAACAGGGAGCUUAUCAUCGCUUACCACAUUGCACUUGCAAAAUAAUCAACUUUCUGGGACCCUCUAUGUUUUGCAAGACCUGCCUCUUCAAGAUCUGGAUAUAGAGAACAAUUUAUUCUCUGGACCAAUUCCUCCAAAAUUGUUGUCUAUCCCUAAUUUCAGUAAAAAUGGGAAUCCGUUUAAUACUACUAUUAUUCCAUCACCCCCUCUUGCGGCCCCUGCACCCGCAGCUAUGGUUCCAUCCCCCCAAGAAUCACCUUGGAAAGUGGCAUAUGGUCCUUCUGCCCUGACAGUACCAGUGCCUGCAAGGACUAGGAAGUCUUUUAUAGCUAAGAUCAUCAUCUGGAUUGCUGGUGCAGGUCUUUUUAUAUUUAUUGUAUUGGGAGUUUGUCUUUUAAUGUUGUGCUGCAUUAAGAGAAGGCCGGAGAAGAAAAAUGCUGAGAAACUUGAUGACGUGGGUGUGUUUGCGGGUCCUUUGAAUAAACAUAAAUGCAGUGAUUCUGUUUUUGAAGCAACUAAUCAAGAGGAGAAAGGUAAACGUGAAGUACCAAAUAGAAGUGCAAAUUUGAUUCCUAAGGUUCAGAAUGAACAAGAGAUAUAUGUGAAAGUACAAUCUGCAACUUCAGAAUGGAAUAAUGGUCAUCAAUCAAUGAACAAUGGAGGGGGUUCCAAACUUUCACCCCUGCAACCACCACCAAAACACUCUUUCCCAACCAUUUGUGGUGAGAAGAUCACUAUCAAUCCAGCUAUAACUACAAAAGAAACUGGAAAACAAGUUAUGAAAAAUUCUAUCGAAGUUUAUACUGUUGCGUUGCUUCAACAAUAUACAAAUAGCUUUUCCCGAGAAAAUUGUAUUGGGGAAGGCACACUCGGGCCUGUUUAUCGGGCUGAACUCCCUGAUGGAAAGCUAUUGGCAGUGAGGAAACUGGAUGCUACUGCUUCCAUGGGGCAGAGUCAUGAGCAAUUUCUUCAAUUGGUAUCCAUCAUCUCAGAUAUUCAGCAUGCAAAUAUUGCAAGGCUUGUAGGCUACUGUCUUGAACAUAGCCAGCGACUACUUGUAUAUGAGUAUUGUAGUAAUAGGACCCUACAUGAUGUACUGCAUGGGGAUGAUGAUCAGCGAAUCAAACUUCCAUGGAAUGCACGCAUUCGGGUGGCACUUGGAGCUGCAAGAGCUGUCGAGUAUCUGCAUGAGAACUUUCGGCCACCUAUUGUGCAUCGAAAUUUUAGGUCUGCUAAUAUUCUUCUGAAUGACAAUUUGGAAGUGUGUGUCUCUGAUUGUGGAUUAGGGCCAUUAUUAUCUUCUGGCUCUACGGGUCAGUUAUCAGGACGCCUCCUUACAGCUUAUGGUUACAGCGCUCCAGAAUUCGAGUCUGGAAGUUAUACGCAGCAAAGUGAUGUCUUCAGUUUUGGUGUUGUAAUGCUAGAACUCCUCACUGGACGAAAAUCCCAUGACAAGUCCCGGCCUCGUGCGGAGCAAUUUUUGGUUAGAUGGGCUGUCCCUCAACUCCAUGACAUUGAUACAUUGUCAAAAAUGGUUGACCCCUGCUUAAGCGGUACCUAUCCUAUGAAGUCCUUGUCGCGCUUUGCAGAUAUUGUUUCUUCAUGUCUACAGCGUGAACCUGAAUUCCGACCUGCAAUGUCAGAAAUUGUUCAAGAUCUCUUGCGAAUGAUGUAA